Messenger RNA from Colletotrichum scovillei, 2617 nucleotides. RefSeq lists its product as uncharacterized. The record is from RefSeq and is a predicted model, not a curated record. NCBI's taxonomy places the organism in Eukaryota, Fungi, Ascomycota, Sordariomycetes, Glomerellales, Glomerellaceae. Bases 355 to 2211 code for a protein of 618 amino acids. The transcript is spliced from 2 exons.
CACGUAGCACAUGCACCACGUACACAGUAAGGUACUACCAACACCACUACCACCACUACCACCGAUACCAAACCAGACCACAAGGAUACUUUUCCUUUAUCCACGACGUAUUCACUACCUUACGAAGCUCUGCCUCCAUUUCUACUUCGUGAGGCAUCUCUGCUUACUCCUGCGAUGAGGCCCUGAACUCAUUCCGUCUUUCUUUCCUUCAUCCCCAUCGACGCAAUAGGGCGAACUGCGAAAAACUGCUGGCCCUUUCCACCACCCCCCGAAAGCACCCGACCAAGGCUCGAGAGACAAAAGCGACGUAGCCCGCCGCCACAAAAGGGGCAGGCUGACAGCCAGCAACCAACCAUGCGCCGUCGUCAAUGGACGGUCGUCAUUCUUCUCGUCUUCCUGUUGAUAUGCGCAUACACAGUAUUCACACUUCCCUCAGAUCGACGACCGCCAGUCCCCAUACCAGGCUCCGACAAACCCCCUCCGCCCCCGCAAGAUCAACAGACACUCGGUGACGAUGCCGCCGCCGCCGCCCCUCCUCCCGACAGACGACCAAAGUCCGCUGGCGGCACCGGGUCACACCCCAUGUGGCACCUCAUGACGAGCGCCGAAAAGGAGUUCCAGGAUACGCUGAAGCGCCAGUCCAAGACGCUCGAGGAAGCCGUCAAGGAGUACAAGCGCCGCUACAACAUCCCGCCGCCCCCCAACUUUGACAAGUGGUUCGAGUUCGCAAAGGCCAGCGGCGUACAGCUCAUUGACGAGUUCGACAUGAUACACGAGAUGCUCACGCCCUUCUGGGGUCUGAAGCCGGCGACGAUACGGGAGCGGGCGCGGGAGGCUCUGGGCUUCGAUAACAAGCUGAUCGGCCUCCUGCUCCGGGACCACAAGAUCAAGCACAUCCAGGGUGGCUCGGACUGGCAGCGCGAUGCCACCUCUGGCAUGAUUAAGAAGUUUAUCGAGCACCUGCCCAGCAUGGACAUCGCCUUCAACAUCCACGACGAGCCGCGCGUGGUCGUCCCUCACGAGGACCUCGCACGCCUCGUCAGCCGCGCCAAGGACGUCAACAUGCCCAAGGCGAACGCUGCCAUUAACCCGGAGAACGCUUUUACGAAGCGCGCGGCCGGUCUUAGCGAAGGUAACAUCAUCGACGAGUACAAGCGCACCCGCUUCAACGUCUUCGCCCACCAGCCCACUUGGACGCACUCUCGCAUGUCCUGCCCACCCGACAGCCCCUCGCGCGGUCUCGAGGACGACGAGCUGUCCGACGACAUGAGCAAGUACGGCGUCAGCGAGCUCGGCUUCGUCUACAACGUCACCGCCAUGUCGGACAUCUGCCUCUCGCCUUCCCUGAGCGCGACCUACGGCUUCUUCGAUCGCCCCAACGCCUACAACAUCGUCCACGACCUCUUCCCCAUCUUCUCCCAGUCCAAGAUCUCCUCCUACAACGAUAUCCUCUAUCCUUCGCCCUGGUACUGGUAUAAGAAGGUCGCCUACGACGAGUCAAAGGAUAUGCUCUGGGAGCAGAAGCAGGACCGCCUCUACUGGCGCGGCUCCACGACGGGCGGCUUCUCCCGCAAUGGCGGCUGGCGCCGCCAGCACCGUCAGCACCUCGUGCAGAAGCUCAACGCCGCCGACCAGGCAAAGAUCUACAUCAACCGCGGCGACGAGCAGACUCCCAAGUGGGAGGUGAAGGAGGUGCCUCGCGGCGACUACCGCGAAAUCGUCGACGUCUUCUUCUCGCACGUCGGGCAGUGCGACCCGGGCGACUGCGACGCCGAAAAGGAGUUCUUCAAGAUCCAAGGCCACGCCGAGCAGCAGGAUGCCUGGAAGUACAAGUACCUCCUCGACAUGGACGGCAACGCCUUUUCGGGACGCUUCUAUGCUUUCCUGCAGUCGCGCUCCCUCGUCUUCAAGCUCGCCAUCUUCCGCGAGUGGCACUUUGAGUGGCUCAAGCCCUGGGCGCACUACAUCCCCAUGAGCCUGCAGGGCGACGACUGGCUCGAGAGCGUUCGCUUCUUUGGCGACGGCGCGCUGGGGCGCAAUGAGGCUGAGCGCAUGGCUCUCAGCAGCCGCGACUGGGCGAAUAAGGUGCUUCGCAAGGAGGAUAUGGAGGUCUGGUUCUUCCGCCUCCUUUUAGAAUACGGUCGCGUCAUUGACGACAAUAGAGAUAACAUCGGCUUCGCCGUCGAAACCAUCCCAGAACCGCCGGCGUAGACGCUCGCUGCUGCGUUCGUGCCUGCCAGGUGGCCACAUAUCACCGUUGGCCAGAUUCACGUUUUUUGCGUCUUCUAUGUAUUUCUUUUUCCUUUUCCCCAAUGGGGAAAAAAGCAGAAAAAAAAAGGAGUUCUCUGGGUAAACAUUUUUACGCUAUGAAACGGGAGGGAGAGGAGGACGGGACGAUAUCAAAGUCUGUUUUUUCGUUGUUAUUUUUUUUUCCCCCGUUCUUAGAGAGUCUGUCUGUUGUUCCCUUAUACCACAUGAGAUUUUUUGCUUUCUUUGUAACUUUUCUUACCCAUUUCUGCUCGGUCUCCACACAAAGUAUGGUUAACAGGAGAGGACCGUCUAUGCCAGAAAUUACACAUGAUGGGGAACGAGUCGGGGGAAAAAAGAACCUCGCCGA